This is a messenger RNA of Knipowitschia caucasica, 507 nucleotides long. The record is from the annotation of a GenBank genome assembly. Lineage: Eukaryota; Metazoa; Chordata; Actinopteri; Gobiiformes; Gobiidae.
AUGAGGACCUCUCUGACCCGCUCCAUGAGGAGGCACAGCAGGAGGCCCCCAGGAGGCCCCACAGAGCCUGCAGAGGGGUGGGGGCUGACAUCAGAUCCCAUUAUCUGCAUAAGGAGAUUGGACAUGGCUGAGACACAGACACAGGGCUCAUCCCGGGACAUGGGCGCUCCCCAGGGACCGGGCACAGGCCACACGGGCGCUGCUCCAAUCCCCAUGACCAGGAAUGAUCCAGAACCAGGACUGAAGCCCAGCGGAAUCCCAAGCAGAGCAGUGGAGGAGAAGGGGCCGCAGAGCAAGGGUCCGGGUCCAGAUUCACGCUGCUACUCCGCAGGACUACUCCUUCAUGAGAGCCACCAAGUACCCCUUGAAGGCCCCCUGGGACUGGGAGCCCCCUGGACAUUGCAGACAACCACAGACCGUUGUCUUUUCUGGUACAGCUUGACGUCACGUGACAGUGAGAAGUUUCUGAGGCCAGUCCCACCCUCACCGGUGACACGAAUGGGGUGA